Messenger RNA from Mandrillus leucophaeus (drill), 911 nucleotides. RefSeq names its product otoraplin (gene OTOR). Gene Ontology annotation, molecular function: protein binding. The transcript is spliced from 4 exons. NCBI's taxonomy places the organism in Eukaryota, Metazoa, Chordata, Mammalia, Primates, Cercopithecidae. The coding region runs from base 44 to 430 and encodes 128 amino acids. The record is from RefSeq and is a predicted model, not a curated record. Gene Ontology annotation, biological process: cartilage condensation.
CCCGCUUCCAGUAAGAGGUCAAGGUAAAACAGAAAAAAGGAAGAUGGCAAGAAUAUUGUUACUUUUCCUCCCGGGUCUUGUGGCUGUGUGUGCUGUGCAUGGAAUAUUUAUGGACCGUCUAGCUUCCAAGAAGCUCUGUGCAGAUGAUGAGUGUGUCUAUACUAUUUCUCUGGCUAGAGCUCAAGAAGAUUAUAAUGCCCCGGACUGUAGAUUCAUUAAUGUUAAAAAAGGGCAGCAGAUCUAUGUGUACUCAAAGCUGGUAAAAGAAAACGAAGCUGGAGAAUUUUGGGCUGGCAGUGUUUAUGGCGAUGGCCAGGAUGAGAUGGGAGUCGUGGGUUAUUUCCCCAGCAACUUGGUCAAGGAGCAGCGUGUGUACCAGGAAGCUACCAAGGAAGUUCCCACCACGGAUAUUGACUUCUUCUGCGAGUAAUACAUUGGUUAAAACUGCAAAUAGAAAGAAAACACCAAAAAUAAAGAAAAGAGCAAAAGUGACCAAAAAAUGCAUGUCUGUAAUUUCUGACUGACAUUUUAAGGAUCUGUUACCUUAUAGAAGAGCGAGGGCUUAGGGGUUGGAGGUGGCAGAUAAAAGAGGAUUUUCAACUCAAAACUUGUUUCCUGCUGGCCUGGUCUUCCCACGAGCUAGAGCGGGGAAAUGUUGAGCUCAAAUGAGUAAAUUGAGACCAGAAAAUUAUUUUUUCAACCUAGAGAAUCUCCUCUUACAGGGGGAUGCAUAUAAAAGAUCAUGUAUGUGUAGUUAUUUCUAAGUAGUGAUUCUUCCCAGCUCUUUGAUUUCCCGUAUAUAAAAUAGGUGGGUCAUAGGUGGGUCAUGUUCCCUUUAGACAUGACAUUUUCUACUCAUUUGUCUUUCUGGCCAAUUGGAUUAUUAAUAAAGGGGCUGUUUUUCCAAGGAG